AUGGCGGGUGCCAAGCCUUCGCAUGCGAAGAAAUCUGCCAGGAGGAGGGUCGGUAGGGGUACAAGUGGAAGGGUUGAAGACGGGUUGUCAGAGUACGAGAGGCAGAGGGUGUCGAGGAUCAGAGAGAACCAAGCUAGGGUGGAGGCUCUCGGCCUACGUAAUCUUGCUUCCGCCCUGAGGGGCCCUUCCGGUCCUGUGGAGCAAGGACAAGCUACAGGAGAAAAUAAGACUGAUGGUAGGAUUCUGGAUCGUGAGAAACGUGGGAAAAACGAUGACGACGUGGAUGACGAUUACCAGCCGUCGGAGGAAGACGAAGGCGGUGAGGGAUUUUUAUCCAGUGAGGAGGAAGCAGAAGAAGAGGGCCAGACGACCAAGAGGAAGGUGAGAAAGAAUUUUUCUUGUCAUCCUUUCUCAAUUCAUCAUGUCUUAAUCUCUGCCGUUCGGAUACUGGCGAUUUUGACUGGGCACGAGGGAUGCUAUUGCUCGUGGUAAGAGUCAAAUAUCACAAAAAGAUACAUCUUAGUGAUGAAAACCAUGGACCAAAUAAUUUACCAGAAAAAAGAAUUUCUUGGUUCAAAACCCUGAUUCAGAGUGCACCCGGCAAAUAGUUUUUCAGUGGUCAGUGUACAGAUGAAAGCCUCAUAUUUGCAAAAGGAAAAAAGAUGGGGGCCUAUGGUCCAAUAGUAAAAGGGAAUGGAAGCCAACAACGUUGUCAUUUGAUUUUCUCCGGUAUAUAUGGAGUCUACUAUUAUUCUUUGUUAUUUCUAUGAUUUUUAUUCAGUGAUGGAUAUGAAAGAACCAGUACUGAUGUCUACUUCCGUUCCUACUAGCGCUCCCUGUGCUAGAGCAUCCAAGAAAUUUAUAGUACAGUAACCUUUCCUUCCCCAUUGUUCCUCUUGAUGCUGCAGUUACUUUUGGAAAUUUGAUUGCCUCAUAUGUCAUCUUCACUGAUGAAAUUUUUUUCAUCCCUUUUGUUUGUUGUCAUUAUUUUCAACGAAGUCAACGCAGUUUUUCGUUUAUUUCUUGGGGAGUAAAGGGGGGGGCAAAUUUGAAAUGGAUUUUUUUCUGUUAUGUGGUAAGAUUUUAAUACCAAUUUUUUUUAUUUCCCUUAUCGGCCUCAGAUUCAGAUGGUGAGGUGCCCUUCUCUUCUGAUAAAAGACAGAUCCCCAUUAUUCUCCAUUCCAAAGACCUGGAAGAUGAUGAUCACUUUCAAUUUCAACGCUGAGAAAUCUACUUCUUCCUCUAAUAACCAUUUUAUCAUUAUGACUUUUGUCAGUUUGGAGCCUUUUUUCCGUCAAGAAAACAUGAACUAUCCCGUUGUGUUUUCCUGUUUACAUUCAGAAAACAAUCUCAUUUAUCCUAAGAAAUUACUCCUUUAUCUCUACAUAUCUUCUCGCAUGUUUUUUUUUUAAUGAAUCUCAAUUGGUCUAUUUGACAUCAAACUGUUUGUAAAUGGUCUAUGACUGUUGAAUCUCUGGGGAAGAAGAAAAUCUUCACGAAUGUGAAAGACCGAAAUGAAUUAGAUAUUCCACUGAAGAGGAAUCAGAAUGACUUAGAUGGCGUGGAUGAUGAUGCAGAUCUCCUACAGGUAUUACUAAGAUCUUUGGAUACUUUCUGGGCUUUGCUAUCAUCUUCUUAUCUUUCAUGUAUACUGGCUGCCGUUGCCUUGUUUGUUUUUAUGUGGUUAAAUUUUUUUAAUGCAGGCAAUAGCUUUGUCUCUCGAAGAACCAAGGCAACCAGAAGAAAAUAAGCCUUCUAGAGCUUCUUCUGGGGCCUCCACCAGCCGUGGCCUUCAUGGAGAAAAAGAGAACUUUGUCCCUCAUGCAACACCUGGUGGGAAGAGGAGAAAAGGGGUUUGUGUGCGAGUGAGUCAUUUCUUUCAUACAGAUUCUUGCAUUCUUUCAACCCUGUUCAUUGGCUAAUGGUGUUUUCUUAUGAACAGAAUACGAAGAGGCCCCAAAUGACUAAAGAUGAGCUAGUUGCUUACUUCUUCUCAUUCGAUGGUAUUUCCUUGAAAUAUCCAGAUGCUUUUUACAAAAAAAAAAAUAGAUAUAUUCAAAUAUUUGGAAGCGAUGACGUGAUUUUAUUUAAUCUUUCAUCUUUCAACUAUAACCUUUCAUCACGCCUCUCUAUAUCACUGUUUAAUAUGUAGACUAUUUUCAGAGUCUUUCGUCUCCAUAACCCCAUCAACCUUGGUUUUUCAAAUAUUUGUUGAAUUCAUGUCCGCUGUGAUGUAUGGGUCAAUGUUGUUCUUAUUUGGAGCUUUAUGCAUACCGCAAACCUAAACCUAUGAAACGAAGUAUUUCGACAUCAAGAACAUGAUUAAGCAUUCCAUGUUGGUUUUGUGAUCUCAUUACUAUCAAAUGAUAUAUUUAUAUAUCAUGAAUUCAACAAUCUCCAACGAAAAUGGCCCUGUAAAACAUGCCGUGUGGAGCUGUAUGACAGUACAUACCCGAAAAUGAAUACGUUGCUAAAAAUUUUGUUGAGCUUGUCAUAGUUCCCACUUCAUGGGAAAGAUCCUUCACAAAAUUUUGGAUUUGUGAUAUUGAUCAGCUUGUACUAUUGGCACGUUUUAUAGAGAGACAUUUUCGGAAAAUAUAAACAAAUCUCUCGGUUUGUGGUGCUCCAAAGCUUGUCUCCAUGUGUAGAGACUAUUCUUCGUUAAUCUCCCCUUUCAUACAGAAUUUCUACAUGCAGAGGGAGGGUCUGGAAACAUAAGACUGCGAGAUUUGAUGAGAGUGGCAUCUGCCCAUGACUUUAGAUGGACAGACGAGGAAAUGGCUGACAUGAUCCAUCUAUUUGACAGCAAUGGAGACGACAAGGCCAGUCAUUUAUCACUAUUUCUAGCAAAUUUUCCCCCAUCAUAAAUGAAUGAUGAACCAUAUCUUCUAUAAAUAUCUAAUCGCUCUUGCCCCCUCUCAAUCCUUCCAGCUGAGUUUGGACGACUUCAGCAAAAUUGUCUCCAGGUGCAACAUGCUCAAAGACUGUUGA
Molecule: messenger RNA, 2991 nt
Organism: Spirodela intermedia
Lineage: Eukaryota; Viridiplantae; Streptophyta; Magnoliopsida; Alismatales; Araceae
Source: the annotation of a GenBank genome assembly